Messenger RNA from Cynara cardunculus var. scolymus (artichoke), 483 nucleotides. RefSeq names its product 60S ribosomal protein L18-2-like. The record is from RefSeq and is a predicted model, not a curated record. Lineage: Eukaryota; Viridiplantae; Streptophyta; Magnoliopsida; Asterales; Asteraceae. The transcript has 3 exons. Gene Ontology annotation, molecular function: structural constituent of ribosome; RNA binding. The coding region runs from base 1 to 468 and encodes 155 amino acids. Gene Ontology annotation, biological process: translation. Gene Ontology annotation, cellular component: ribosome; cytosolic large ribosomal subunit.
AUGAAUCGAGGAGAAAUGCUUUGGAAAUUUGGCCAUGGCUGCUGCGAACAGAGAGCAUCUGUUAAUCCGAGCCCUAAAACGAUUGAACGCUCUCCGGACGACGUAAUCCGGUUUGUUUAUUCAAAAGAGGACAAGAUUGCUGUGAUUGUCGGUACAAUUACUGAUGACGUUCGGGUGCAUGAGAUCCCUUGUAUGAAGGUUACUGCUUUGAGGUUUACUGAGACUGCAAGGGCAAGGAUUGAGAAAGCUGGUGGAGAAUGCUUAACAUUUAACCAACUAGCUCUUAGAGCUCCUCUUGGACAGAACACGGUUCUGCUAAGAGGUCCAAAGAAUUGUUGUGAAACAGUGCGACACUUUGGAAAGGCUCCCGGUGUGCCACACAGCCACACCAAGCCGUAUGUGAGAGCUAAGGGCAGGAAAUUCGAGAAGGCUAGAGGUAGAAGAAACUGUCGAGGCUUUAGAAACUAAGCUCUCUGAGGUGGU